AGGGUGGGGAACAAGUAUGAGAACACCCACGGCUAGGCCGGGCAAGAAUAAGGAUGCUUGAAGUUAUCGAGGCAGGAUUUGGGAGCACAUGGCAGGUUGUCCCGUGGACUUUCAUACUGCCUGACUACCCCCUUGUUCUGACAAGCUGAAUCUCCAAGGGAAGAGCUGCCUCCCCGCUUCCCCUCUCCAUCCCUGUUGCUGCCGGGGUAACCCGUGGCUUCCCCACCACCCAGCAGCUGGGAUGAGUGAGAGCAGAGCCAGGGCGGGGGGGUGCUAAUGGCAGCCCUGUUAGCAUUGAUGAGGGGCACCUGGAGGGUGGGGAGGACCUACAAGAAGGAGCAAAGGGGCAGGAGCCCUACUCGAGGUGCUUCCUAGGGAGCAGCAGAAAGGCCCUUUCCUGGGCACAGUCGAUAAGCGUGGCUGCAUGGAGGCAGUUCUUCAGCACUGGCCCAGCUGCAGGAGGUCUGGAGGCUCUGGCUGCAUGUGCUGCACGCUUCUCUCCUCGUGCGCCGCGUGAAUGGCACUUCCUCAUCUUGCUGCUUAAAAAGAUUCUGAAGUGGAGGACUAUAAGGCUGACUGUUCUUACAGGAGCAUAAAAGAGAUGUACUCGCAGAAUUGCAUACUGAUCCGAAGCAAAUUUAUUCCUCAAUAGCUCUAUAGAAUUGAGAGCUGCAUGAACUUCAGUCUAUUUGUACUUUCCUGAGGUUAUAAGAACUACUGGCUUUACUGCUUAAUUAAUAAUACAGGUAGAGUAAUUACAAUUCAGUCUCUUACUGGUUUUAUCCCUGCCACACCCAGAGAACAACACUUCCAGCUAAUGGGAGGAAUGCAAAGGAGGAAAGAGCCUUGGUUUUAUUACCAACUAAUUAAAUGCUCACUGUCCCUAUUUUUCAGUUCCUGCCUGAGGGAGCUGAUGAAGGUGAACCAUCUGAGGAGGGAAUCCAAGGGGGUCCUCCCGCAGGCAGCUGCCUCCGACAAGGACUGACCAGUCCCUGCGGCGAGGAAGGAUCCUUUAGAGCCAUCAUGGACAGAGCCCACCACCUGCACGCGGUGCUGGGAGCUUGGUGCCUGCAUCGGCUGCCUCACUCCAGUGAUGAAGAGUCCUACAGUGACCUGUACCGGAGGGUCUGCGAGGGGCUCAGCGACUCCUCCAAGGUUAUUGCCUUCGGCUUCAAGGGAGUGUCCCCCCGUCAUCGCCAUGUUUCCCCCUCAGUGGGGACUGCCUUCUCUACACAGCUAUUUCCUGGGGGCCUUUGCCAUCACUGUCCACGUCACAGGUGACACCAGCUCCUGCCAAAUCCUUUUGGAGCGCUGGAGCCCACCAGUGCAUCUCAGCAAAUAAGGGAUGAGUGAGUGAGGAACUGGGCAGGAACUCCCUGGAUGGCAGAGAGGAUAAAGGAGCUGCGUAUCAGAGACAGAUGGGGGGCUCUGAUGGGACAAGAGAGAGGGAAAGGGAGAUGAGGUGCUACAAGGUGAUACGGAGAUUGAGGAAGGUGUCUGUUCUAAAUCUUUAAAAAGAGGCAACUGAAUGUAACGGGGUUUUUCCCAAUAUUUAGACUGAAUGCUCUGAAGUACUUUAUUUCUGUCUGGCUUUCAGUGGCAUGUUUCCCCAGCAGCCCAGUAGCAUCUCUGUUGGGCAGUGCAGCUGGACAGAUGUCCUUCCUUCUUGUGUAGCACAAAAAACCAACCUGUAAUCAAAUUAUAGCUAUGUAUUUUGGAGAGUGUGUAAUGGUAUCAGUUCACAGCUGUGCAAGCUAAAUUACUGCCAGAGGAAAGUCAAAUGCUUUUAUAGUGUAAAUAUUUUUAUUUGGUGUAUGUAAACCUAACACACACCUUUUCAGCAAAAGGAAAGGGGCCAGGCAUUUCCCAACACCAUCCAGAGGGUUCACUUUUAUGCUCAGAACAUGCUCAAAAUGGCAUCAAUGAGUCUUAAUACUGACUUUAGGAAUUCAGAUUGCUGUCUUUUGAAGGCUGUGCUGUAUUUGGAGCCGAGCUGUUUCCCCAGAAUCCUCCUGUAGCUCAGCUCCUGUCCUGUCCCUCUGACGGAAUUCCUCUACUCUCUUCUGGGCUAUUUUUUAAAAUGCUGAGCUAUAAUUGGGGAUUUUUGUUUUCCAGGUGCCUGGUCGUAGGCGUCUCGUGUGGCUCAAGAGAUGCCCCAGCCCAGGUUUGCAGCUGGUGGCGGAGCCCCCCUGAGGGGAAGGGGCCAGGUGUUUUGGGCAUUUUUUGGGGGUGAAUAGAAGGAUGUCUGUGUGUCUCAGGGUUGCGAUGAUGUCAUUUGGGGUACCUCGAUGUCAUUGGGGCAGCGAUGAUGCAGUGGAGGAGCAGGUGAGUGGGGGACGUGGGGUUACGUGAGGGUGUCCCAAAAGAGGUGGUUCACAGCCCCAAAACAUCUGAAAAUCUUGGGAUGCAUUAAAAAAUGUGAAAACCUGUAACUAUGGGCGUGAGGCGUUGAAAUAGAGAAUGAUCUCUCAUUUAUAUAUGAGAAAUAUAUAUAUUGGGAAAUAAUAUUAUGUAUGUAAAAUAAGUUCAAAAUAAAAACAUCUAUGUCUAACGAUUCUAUGGUUCUGUGCUUCUGUGUUAUAUAAAAGAUCCUAGAAUAUAAAAAUAUUUUUAAAAAUAUAUUUAUAAAAAGAUAUUAGUGUCAAAAUAGAUGUGUAAGCAGACAGUCCAAAUAGAUAUUCUGUAUCAUAAAUGUUAAUGUAUAAGUCUAAGCAUAUUUUCUAUAUAAGUGCAAACAGGUAAUAUAAAUUCCCUGAAUAUAUAAUGUGUAAAUAAUUGAGGGGGUGCUGCCGCCCGGCGGCUGAAGGCUGGUCCUGCAGGUGUGCGCUGUGGCCCCGCCCCCGGCGGCGCUGUGCGUUGGUUCCGCAGCUCCUGCGCAUGCGCGGCUUCGCAGAGGCCGGUCUCGAGAGCGCGGCGGCCGGAGGGCGAACCAGGACCGCCGGGACUCCGUCGAGCUGCCCGCCGCCUCGAGCGCGAUCGGUGCAGCCCGCCCGGCCUCGAGAGUGGCCGUCGGCGCUCCAGUAUCGGCUCUUACGCGUUACCGUGCCCCAAUCAGUGCCCGGCAGUUUUCCGGGUGUCCAUUUCCAGGGCCCCUCAGUCCGCCGACGCGCGUCUCUAUGGCACUUUAGUCUUCCAGGACGCCCCUCAGUCAGCCGACGCGCGUCUCUAUGGCACUUUAGUCUUCCAGGACGCCCCUCAGUCAGCCGACGCGCCUCUCUAUGGCACUUUGGUCCUCCAGGACGCCGCUCAGUCAGCCGACGCGCCUCUCUAUGGCACUUUGGUCCUCCAGGACGCCGCUCAGUCCGCCGACGCGCCUCUCUAUGGCACUUUGGUCCUCCAGGGCGCCCCUCAGUCCGCCGACGCGCGUCUCUAUGGCACUUUGGUCCUCCAGGGCGCCCCUCAGUCCGCCGACGCGCCUCUCUAUGGCACUUUGGUCCUCCAGGGCGCCUCUCAGUCAGCCGACGCGCCUCUCUAUGGCACUUUGGUCCUCCAGGACGCCGCUCAGUCAGCCGACGCGCCUCUCUAUGGCACUUUGGUCCUCCAGGGCGCCGCUCAGUCAGCCGACGCGCCUCUCUAUGGCACUUUGGUCCUCCAGGGCGCCGCUCAGUCAGCCGACGCGCCUCUCUAUGGCACUUUGGUCCUCCAGGACGCCUCUCAGUCAGCCGACGCGCCUCUCUAUGGCACUUUGGUCCUCCAGGACGCCCCUCAGUCCGCCGACGCGCAUCUCUAUGGCACUUUGGUCCUCCAGGACGCCGCUCAGUCAGCCGACGCGCCUCUCUAUGGCACUUUGGUCCUCCAGGACGCCGCUCAGUCAGCCGACGCGCCUCUCUAUGGCACUUUGGUCCUCCAGGACGCCUCUCAGUCAGCCGACGCGCCUCUCUAUGGCACUUUGGUCCUCCAGGACGCCGCUCAGUCAGCCGACGCGCCUCUCUAUGGCACUUUGGUCCUCCAGGACGCCGCUCAGUCAGCCGACGCGCCUCUCUAUGGCACUUUGGUCCUCCAGGGCGCCUCUCAGUCAGCCGACGCGCCUCUCUAUGGCACUUUGGUCCUCCAGGACGCCGCUCAGUCAGCCGACGCGCCUCUCUAUGGCACUUUGGUCCUCCAGGGCGCCCCUCAGUCAGCCGACGCGCCUCUCUAUGGCACUUUGGUCCUCCAGGGCGCCCCUCAGUCAGCCGACGCGCCUCUCUAUGGCACUUUGGUCCUCCAGGGCGCCCCUCAGUCAGCCGACGCGCCUCUCUAUGGCACUUUGGUCCUCCAGGACGCCGCUCAGUCAGCCGACGCGCCUCUCUAUGGCACUUUGGUCCUCCAGGGCGCCCCUCAGUCAGCCGACGCGCCUCUCUAUGGCACUUUGGUCCUCCAGGGCGCCCCUCAGUCAGCCGACGCGCCUCUCUAUGGCACUUUGGUCCUCCAGGGCGCCCCUCAGUCAGCCGACGCGCCUCUCUAUGGCACUUUGGUCCUCCAGGGCGCCCCUCAGUCCGCCGACGCGCCUCUCUAUGGCACUUUGGUCCUCCAGGGCGCCCCUCAGUCCGCCGACGCGCCUCUCUAUGGCACUUUGGUCCUCCAGGGCGCCCCGCAGUCCGCCGACGCGCCUCUCUAUGGCACUUUGGUCCUCCAGGGCGCCCCGCAGUCCGCCGACGCUCGUCUCCACGGCACUUUAGCCCUCCAGGAGCCCAGAAGUGCCCGCUCAGUUCUCCGACGCGCGUCUCUAUAGCACUUUAGUCCUCCAGAAACCCUCUCAGUCCUCCCACGCACGUCUCUAUAGCACUUUAGUCCCCCAGGAUGCCCCUCAGUCCACCGACGCGCCUCUCUAUGGUACUUUAGUCCUCCAGGACGCCCCGCAGUCUGCCAACGUGCCUAUCCAUGGCGAUUUAGUCCUCCCAGGAUCCAGGAAGUGCUCAUCAGUCUUCUGGGAAUCACCUGCUUCCAGCACUCUUCUAAAACCAUAAAACACGAUUAACAAUUAACCACGAAAACAUCUGAAGAUCGCAAAAAUAAAGUGAUGCCUGCAGAACUCUCUUCUCUACAGCAAUAAGUAGACAGAACUCAAAAGCAGUAAGAGAAUCACCAGGGGCAAAUGCCUAAUGGAAAUAAAAAUGACUGUUGCUUUGCCUGCUGGGAACUUAAGGCAUAAGAAAAGGAGCUGCUGCUCCUGUGGCCGCC
Messenger RNA from Chroicocephalus ridibundus (black-headed gull), 5160 nucleotides. Its product is annotated as collagen alpha-1(X) chain-like. The record is from RefSeq and is a predicted model, not a curated record. The transcript is spliced from 9 exons. Bases 2878 to 4719 code for a protein of 613 amino acids. Lineage: Eukaryota; Metazoa; Chordata; Aves; Charadriiformes; Laridae.